ACGGCGUCGUACUUUCAUUUUCACUUUGACGUUCAGAUUAAUCCACUCACCACAUCCUAUGCGAAGUUUGUGGCAAUGAACUGUCUAGUGCAGUACUCAGACAGCGAAGAUGAAUUAUCCGAUAAGGAAGAUCCAGAUUAUAUAGGAAUGAAGCGAAAAAACCCAACGAACUUCAAAGUUUGCACAGAAAAUAAUAAGAAGUUGAGGUCCGGUGAAAUUCUACCCCUCCCAGAUUCAAUAAAAACUUUAUUUUCCUCUGGAAAGAAUCGUGAAGACAAUCCCGAGGUUCAUGAGGGAAGAAUUCGAUCUUUUGAACAUUUGGAAGGAAACUGGGCUACACACGUUGGCGUUUCAUAUGAUCCCGAUGAAAGAAUGAUUGAGUUGAUUGAUGAACUAUUGAAAUGCCUGAGGCCACUUGAAUUUAAACCAAUGAAAGAUCUUCAUUUGAGUUUGUCAAGAACCGUUGCAAUUCGUCAUCACUGGAUUCAGCCACUGACAGAUAGACUGCAAAGAAGAUUUAAACUGCUACCAAAAACAUGCUGUGAAAUUUCUUCUGUGAAGCUCUAUACAAAUGAUGAAAAAACAAGGACCUUUUUGUCACUGACUGUCUCUGCACCUGGAGAUAUUCUACAGCAAUACACAAAAGCUGUUGAUGAGUGCUUUGAGGAAUAUAAAUUACCAAAGUACUAUGAGAAUCCCUCCUUCCACAUUAGCAUAGGCUGGUGUCUUAAAGAUGUCAUCCCUCAGAUUAGCGAAGAAACACUGAACAAAUUGCAGGAUUUAGUUGAUAAUGCAAUGGAAGAAUAUCCAGAAUUACGGCUAUUCGCCGUAGAGGAGGCCAUUUGUAAAUCAGGAAACAAACAAUUCCCUCUGCCACUGUCCGAUUUCACAGGAGAUGGAUGAUGAAUCAAAAUGAAAGAGAUUGUUAAGUUAUCCCAUAGCAUUCCUUAGAUGUCAGGAGAGAGCUGAAAAAACCCACUGAAGGACAAAAACAGUUGGACAAGAAAGAUCAGUGCGGUGCAGAAGCUCCUCCCAAAACACCGUGAUACAUCUUGAUUCGUGAUGAGGUUUUUAGGAUUGUUGAAACAUCAAGUAAACAAAUAAACUUAAAGCUAUAAACCUAGCUGUUGUCUUCUUAAAAACAGAACAUUUGCUGGAUUUUUAGAAUUUUAUAGUCAGAAAAGUGUACAGUCAAGAGCCCUGUACAGAACGUUGGACCAAAAGAUUCACACAAGCAAUUGUGCUAAUGAAUGUUAGAAAUAAAGUGUAAUGUUUUGCAUUCAAGUAAAUACAGUAUCAAACAGUACACAGCUCACAAGAUAACCUUUAGAGUAACCGCAAUUCUAUUUCUAAAACACAAUAUGUUGCCAGACUAAAACUGUUCUAUACUGAAUCCCACAUGGUGCCAUGGUCGACCAAAUUAGAACUUUUAAAUUAUACCAUCUCAGAGACUGAUAAUGAUGGUCCAAUAUACAUCGUUCUAUAAAUUUGAUUUAAUGGUUCGAAAAAUGAUAAUUCAAAUGUUUUACAUUGACAGAGUAAUUGUUUUAGAAAGUGUGUUCUCAUUUUUACAAACGACGAAAA
Molecule: messenger RNA, 1584 nt
Organism: Magallana angulata
Lineage: Eukaryota; Metazoa; Mollusca; Bivalvia; Ostreida; Ostreidae
Product: U6 snRNA phosphodiesterase 1-like
Exons: 7
Coding region: 76-903 (275 amino acids)
Biological process (GO): U6 snRNA 3'-end processing
Cellular component (GO): nucleus
Molecular function (GO): 3'-5'-RNA exonuclease activity
Source: RefSeq, a predicted model, not a curated record